UGAAGGCAUGAUAUAUCCAAGUCCGUGGCGCCCAGAGAGAGCUCGCCCUCUCCUUCUUCCCCCCUUCUUCCCUUUUGAUCCCAGAUCUCGUCCUCAAUAAACCCCGUUUCCUUCUUUUGAUCCCGAUCCUCGGGAAACCCUGAUCGCUGAUAGCUGGAAUUAGGUUUCCGAUCCAUUUCCCCCUCUGUUUUCAUUUUGAUCGGUGGUGAUGGCUUACGGAGAUCGGCUCACCACGUUCGAGGACUCUGAGAAGGAGAGUGAGUAUGGAUAUGUCCGCAAGGUCUCUGGGCCAGUCGUUGUGGCAGAUGGAAUGGGUGGAGCUGCCAUGUAUGAGCUUGUCCGAGUGGGCCAUGACAAUCUUAUCGGGGAGAUUAUCAGAUUGGAGGGAGAUUCUGCUACUAUUCAAGUUUAUGAAGAAACUGCUGGACUGAUGGUAAAUGAUCCGGUUUUGCGAACUCGAAAGCCUCUCUCAGUUGAGCUUGGACCUGGAAUAUUGGGGAACAUUUUUGAUGGAAUUCAGCGGCCACUAAAAACUAUUGCUAUAAAGUCUGGUGAUGUGUAUAUUCCCCGUGGUGUUUCUGUUCCUGCCCUUGACAAAGAUAUAUUGUGGGAUUUUGAGCCUAAGAAGUUAGGCGAGGGGGAUCUCCUUACUGGUGGGGAUUUAUAUGCUACUGUCUUUGAGAAUACUUUGAUGCAACACCAUGUUGCCCUUCCCCCUGGAUCCAUGGGUAAAGUUACCUACAUUGCACCAGCUGGCCAGUACAGCUUGAAGGAUACAGUACUUGAGCUGGAGUUUCAGGGUGUAAAGAAGGAAUUCACUAUGCUUCAGACAUGGCCUGUGCGUACACCAAGACCUGUUGCAUCAAAACUUGCUGCUGAUACUCCUCUGUUAACAGGCCAACGUGUUUUAGAUGCCCUUUUCCCCUCUGUUCUUGGAGGAACUUGUGCUAUACCUGGUGCUUUUGGAUGUGGAAAAACUGUCAUUAGUCAAGCUCUUUCCAAGUACUCCAACUCAGACACUGUGGUUUAUGUGGGUUGUGGAGAAAGAGGAAAUGAAAUGGCUGAGGUGCUUAUGGAUUUUCCUCAACUAACAAUGACGCUACCUGAUGGCCGUGAAGAGUCUGUCAUGAAACGUACUACACUAGUGGCUAACACUUCUAACAUGCCUGUUGCUGCUCGUGAGGCUUCUAUUUAUACAGGCAUCACAAUUGCUGAGUAUUUCAGAGAUAUGGGUUACAAUGUUAGCAUGAUGGCAGACUCUACCUCUCGAUGGGCAGAAGCUUUACGUGAAAUAUCUGGCAGACUGGCUGAAAUGCCAGCAGAUAGUGGUUAUCCUGCAUAUCUUGCAGCACGUUUGGCAUCCUUCUAUGAACGUGCUGGUAAAGUGAAAUGUCUUGGUGGCCCAGAUCGUACUGGCAGUGUGACCAUUGUUGGUGCUGUUUCUCCUCCUGGAGGUGAUUUCUCUGACCCAGUUACAUCUGCUACCCUAGGUAUUGUUCAGGUAUUUUGGGGGCUAGAUAAGAAGCUUGCUCAGAGGAAGCAUUUUCCAUCAGUGAAUUGGCUUAUUUCAUAUUCCAAGUAUUCAAAGGCUUUAGAAUCUUUCUAUGAGAAAUUUGAUCCAGAUUUUAUUGAUAUAAGAACAAAAGCUCGUGAGGUGCUGCAGAGAGAGGAUGAUCUGAAUGAAAUUGUACAGCUUGUUGGUAAGGAUGCCCUAGCAGAAACUGACAAGAUCACUUUAGAAACAGCAAAACUUCUAAGAGAGGACUAUCUUGCUCAGAAUGCAUUUACUCCGUAUGACAAAUUCUGCCCCUUCUACAAGUCAGUGUGGAUGAUGCGGAACAUUAUUCAUUUCAAUACUUUGGCGAAUCAGGCAGUGGAACGAGGUGCAGGUUCAGAUGGGCAGAAGAUAACAUACAGUGUUAUCAAGCAUCGGUUGGGUGAUCUCUUCUACCGUUUAGUGUCCCAAAAAUUUGAAGAUCCUGCAGAAGGGGAGGAAGCCCUUGUGGCAAAAUUCAAGAAACUGAAUGAAGACCUUACGGUUGGAUUCCGCAUUCUUGAAGAUGAGGCACGUUGAUUCACCGUCACUGGGACUGGGUUAUAUAUAUAUAUAUAUAUAUAUAUAUAUAUAUAUAAAGUAGCUGUGUGUAACCAAUGUAUUAAUAUUUGUGGGAGGCUGUGUUAGACUUUGGAUAAUUUAUGAAGAGCCAAGUCUUUUGUGAUCUUUGUAGCUUUUCCCCCGGUUCCUACUCCUCGCGUGCGUUUUGGUCUCAAUUUUUUCUGGUUUUGCAAAUAAAGUGGAGCCUGAUUAUUUCUUGUGUAGAAAGUACAACAGUAUAAUAUUUAGGACUUUUAAUUGCAUUGCUGGUCGUUGCUUGUAUUUUAACUUUCACUUAUUUUAUCAUAUUAAUUUUGGCUUUUGUAAGAAA
Molecule: messenger RNA, 2426 nt
Organism: Dioscorea cayenensis subsp. rotundata (Guinea yam)
Lineage: Eukaryota; Viridiplantae; Streptophyta; Magnoliopsida; Dioscoreales; Dioscoreaceae
Product: V-type proton ATPase catalytic subunit A
Exons: 20
Coding region: 209-2074 (621 amino acids)
Biological process (GO): ATP metabolic process; proton transmembrane transport
Cellular component (GO): proton-transporting V-type ATPase, V1 domain; plant-type vacuole
Molecular function (GO): proton-transporting ATPase activity, rotational mechanism; ATP hydrolysis activity; ATP binding
Source: RefSeq, a predicted model, not a curated record